CCCAGAGCUGGGGGCUGCUGGAAAGCGACUCACUCCGCUCCUUCCCUUCCAGCGUCCUUGUUCUCCUCCAGUCUCCGUCUCCGCCACCAGCGCCCCCCGUACCCGCCUCUCAGUGCGCCCUCCCGGGUUGCAGCUCCGCGGCCCCCUCAGGCAUGGCCGACCCGAGCAGCCCCGGGCUCGGGCUCCGGUGGCAGCUGCGGCUCCGGCUCCGCCUAGGCUCGGGCUCCGGCCGCCAGUCUCUGCUGCCGCCGCCUCCCUCCGCUCCCGCCCCGCUGCUCCCGCUCCUCUUGCUGCUGGCCAGCGGGCCCGGCUCCUCUGCCUCCCGGGAACCCGACAGCUCGUGCCGGCUGAAGACGGUCACUGUGUCCACGCUGCCAGUGCUGCGGGAGAGCGACAUUAGCUGGAGCGGCGGCCGGGCCGGGGCCGGAGCAGGAGCCGCCACCGCCGCCGCCGCCGCCGCCGCCGCCGCUGCGGCGGCCGGCUCUUUGGGCUCCGGAGGCUCUGGCUCCGGCGGCCCGGGCAGCCCCGUAGAGUCCCGGCUUCUGCUCUUUGUGCGCAAUGAGCUGCCCGGGCGCAUAGCAGUGCUGGACGACCUGGACAACACGGAGCUGCCGUUCUUCACUCUGGAGAUGUCAGGAACAGCAGCAGACAUCUCCUUGGUACACUGGCGGCAGCAGUGGCUGGAAAAUGGAACCCUCUACUUCCAUGUCUCCAUGGGCAGUGCUGGGCAGCUAUCAAGGGCUACUCCUCCCACUCUCCAGGAGCCCUCAGAGAUUGUGGAUGAACAAAUGCACAUUCUGCAUAUUUCUGUGAUGGGUGGCCUGAUUGCCCUCCUUUUGCUUUUGCUUGUAUUCACUGUGGCACUGUAUGCCCAGCGGCGCUGGCACAGACGACGGCGGGUCCCCCAAAAGAGUGCCAGCACAGAGGCAACACAUGAAAUCCAUUAUAUCCCAUCAGUACUCCUGGGACCCCAAGCUCGAGAGAGCUUCAGGAACUCUCGCCUUCAAGCACACAAUUCUGUCAUAGGCAUGCCCAUUCGAGAGACUCCCAUCCUAGAUGACUAUGACUAUGAUUAUGAAGAAGAAGAGCAACCCAGGAGGACCAACCAUGUCUCACGGGAAGAUGAGUUUGGGAGCCAAGUGACUCGGACUCUAGAGAGCCUUGGUCAGCCUAGUGAGGAGAAGAUGGACUUUGAGAAAAAAGCUGCUGAAGUGACACAGGAAACCGUGGAAUCCCUGAUGCAGAAGUUCAAGGAGAGUUUCCGGACCAAUACACCUAUCGAGAUCGGCCAACUCCAACCAGCUCUCCGUAGCGCAUCGGCAGGGAGACGAAAGCGAAGGAGCAAGUCCAGAGGGGGAAUAGGUUUUGGAAGAACCAAGGGAAACUCUGGCUCUGAAGCAGAUGAUGAGACACAGUUGACUUUCUACACAGAACAAUAUCGGAGUAGGCGUCGAAGCAAAGGUCUACUGAAAAGCCCCGUGAACAAGACUGCCCUCACAUUGAUUGCAGUGAGCUCCUGUGUCCUGGCCAUGGUGUGUGGGAAUCAGUUGUCCUGCCCCUUGACUGUGAAGGUGACGCUCCAUGUACCAGAGCACUUCAUCGCAGAUGGUAGCAGCUUUGUGGUGAGUGAAGGAAGCUACCUGGACAUCUCUGAUUGGCUAAACCCAGCGAAGCUUUCCCUUUAUUAUCAAAUUAAUGCCACAUCUCCCUGGAUAAGAGACUUAUGUGGGCAGAGAACCACUGAUGCCUGUGAGCAGCUCUGUGAUCAGGAAACAGGAGAGUGCAGUUGUCAUGAAGGCUAUGCUCCAGACCCUGUGCACAGACACCUGUGUGUGCGGAAUGACUGGGGGCAGAGUGAAGGACCCUGGCCCUAUACGACACUGGAAAGGGGAUAUGAUCUUGUAACAGGAGAGCAAGCACCUGAAAAGAUCCUCAGGUCUACCUACAGCUUGGGACAGGGACUCUGGCUCCCAGUCAGCAAGAGCUUUGUGGUCCCUCCUGUGGAUCUAUCUAUCAACCCACUGGCUAGCUGUAAGACUGAUGUGCUUGUCACUGAAGACCCUGCUGAUGUCAGGGAAGAAGCUAUGCUGUCUACUUACUUUGAGACCAUCAAUGAUCUACUCUCCUCCUUUGGACCUGUCCGUGACUGUUCCCGAAAUAAUGGAGGCUGCACUCGCAAUUUCAAGUGUGUGUCAGAUCGCCAAGUAGAUUCAACUGGAUGUGUGUGCCCAGAAGAACUGAGGCCAAUGAAAGAUGGUACUGGCUGUUAUGACUAUUCAAAAGGGAUUGACUGUUCAGAUGGUUUCAAUGGAGGAUGUGAACAGCUUUGUCUCCAGCAGACUCUACCUCUGCCCUAUGAUGCCUCUUCCAGCACCAUCUUCAUGUUCUGUGGCUGUGUGGAGGAGUAUAAGCUGGCUCCAGAUGGUAAAUCCUGCCUCAUGCUAUCGGAUGUCUGUGAGGGCCCCAAGUGCCUCAAGCCUGAUUCCAAGUUCAAUGACACUCUCUUUGGGGAGAUGCUGCAUGGUUACAACAAUAGGAGCCAGCAUGUCAACCAGGGACAGGUCUUCCAGAUGACUUUCAGGGAGAACAACUUCAUCAAGGAUUUUCCCCAGCUGGCUGAUGGGCUGAUGGUGAUUCCACUGCCUGUGGAGGAGCAGUGCCGAGGUGUACUCUCAGAGCCUCUUCCAGAUCUUCAGAUGCUCACUGGGGACAUCCGAUAUGAUGAGGCAAUGGGCUACCCAAUGGUCCAGCAGUGGCGAGUGCGUAGCAACCUCUACCGUGUGAAACUCAGUACCAUAACCCUCUCUGCAGGGUUCACCAACAUCUUGAAGAUUCUCGAUAAGGACAGCAGCCGGGAGGAACUACUGUCCUUCAUCCAGCAUUAUGGCUCACAUUACAUUGCAGAGGCCUUGUAUGGCUCUGAGCUCACCUGCAUCAUCCACUUUCCCAGCAAGAAAGUCCAACAGCAGCUAUGGCUUCAGUAUCAGAAAGAAACGACAGAACUAGGCAACAAGAAAGAACUAAAAUCCAUGCCAUUCAUCACCUACCUUUCGGGACUCCUGACAGCCCAGAUGCUAUCAGAUGACCAACUGAUCUCAGGGGUAGAGAUCCGCUGUGAAGAAAAAGGUCGAUGCCCAUCUACCUGCCACCUGUGCAGGCGGCCUGGCAAGGAGCAACUGAGUCCCACACCUGUGCUACUAGAGAUCAACCGGGUUGUCCCUCUCUAUACCUUGAUUCAAGAUAAUGGCACCAAGGAGGCCUUCAAAAGUGCUCUGAUGAGUUCCUAUUGGUGUUCAGGAAAAGGGGAUGUGAUUGAAGACUGGUGCCGGUGUGACUUAAAUGCUUUUGAUGCAAAUGGACUCCCAAACUGCAGCCCUCUCCCACAACCAGUGCUUCGGCUGUCCCCUGGAGUAGAGCCUUCCAGUACUGUUGUCUCCCUUGAGUGGGUAGAUGUCCAACCAGCCAUCGGAACUAAAGUCUCAGACUAUGUUAUUCAGCACAAGAAGGUGGAUGAGUACACAGAUACUGACCUCUAUACCGGAUGUUAAAGUAAUUUUGAUGAACUUAGAGAGACGUGUAUUGCCUGAGACUUCUUCAUCCAUCAAGUCCAAUGUCCCACCUUCAACAGUAGCCAACAUCCAGUGUUUUGGAAGAUGGGGAAAGAAGAGGAUACAUCAUGCCCUAAGGCAUGAGAUCUGAUUUCCUUUUAUCUUCACUUAUAUAAGUACAGAUGUUUUUGCUGCCUGUAAAUGUAUCCAGCCCUUCUUUGGGCCAGUCACAAAAUCUGACUUGACAACCUCCCUUCAUUUCCAGAGGCUGAUCAAGUGCUGAGUGGACAAGCACUUCCUUUGUUCUUUGACCUGAGAGUUGCCUCCAUCCUCAUCCUUCCAAUCUAUGUAUCAUGGGCAACACAUUUCUGUGUACACAUCUGCCCUAUCCCAGAUGUUUAGGCCAUUUGUGAGGUGGAUAUUAAUCAACUCCUGCCUACAUUUGACAAGUCUCCCACCUCUCCAUAGCACAAAUUUGAUUCAUGCUAGCUUUUUCCUAUUUCUCCACUAUAUUAUAAGAUCUUUUUGAUUGUUUCUCCAGAGAAACCUCAUGUUUGUCUCUUUUUCUCUGUUCCUUGAGGUACCUUUUUCUGUGAUGAAUAUUCAAAAUAAAAUCUAACAAGCUUUUAUUGAGCACCUGUUUUGUGUAUACACCUAAGCUGCACGUUAUUGGAGAUAUGAAGCUUAGGUAAGACAUGGCACCUGUCCCAAGAGACUUUUUACUCUAGUAAGAGGAUAAGAAUCCUGUAUUGACAAUUUUAACAUACAUUAUUACAUAAUUAAUUUAGACAAUGACAAAAGAAAGUGGUAUGUAAAGCCUGGUGUAAAAAUGUGAUGACCAGAUAAGACAUAAGAAAAGCUUCCUAGAGGAAGCUGCAUUUAAGUUGGACCUUAAGAAUUAAUAGGAUGUCUACAGACAAAAAGAAAAGAGGGCAUUUUGAGGAAAAUAAACAAUGUGAACAAAGGCACAGAAACAGGAGAUUGUAAGGGAUUUCAAGGGCACAGAGAGAUAUCCAGUUUGGCUGGAGUAUGAUAUAUGUAGAAAGGCAUAUAAGAUUUAAAGUUGGAGAGUUGUGAAUGUACCAGAUUUUAGGAGCUCUUGUCUCUUAGGAAAUGUUAUUUGAACUGAAUUGAGUAGGCAAUAGAGAGCUAAUCAACCAAACAACAAGCCUUUACUAAAUGCCAACUAGGCAAUGUGCUAAGUCCUGUGAACAUAAAAUAAAGCAAAAAGAUUCCUUGCCCUCAAAAAACGUAUGUUCUAAUGGGGGGAGACAACAUAUUUAAAUCAGAAUGUAUAAGAUAAAUAUGGAAUUGGUGAAAAGUAAUCAGAGGGAAUGGAAGAAUGGCAUUCAUAACUGGGACCAGAAUGUCCCCCUGGAAGAGGUGGAAUUUGAGGUAAGUCUUAAAUAAAAUCAUAGAUGUUAAAAGUAGAUAGUUGGGAAGAAUAACAAGACUUCCAGCUUUGGGAAACAAUCAAUGGAGAUUAAAGAAUAAAUUAAUUUUUAAAAGUUUUUAUUAAGAGCUCACUUUUAGGUCCUUUGAUAAGGACACAAUGGCAUGGUUUGGAAAUAAAUGGCCAGGAAAUGACAUGAAGUUCUGGUUCUGGAUAAGUGAAGUAAAAAACUCACCUAUCUCAUUCCUGAGCUCCAGGGGAUAGAUCCCAAAUUCGGGUGCAGGAAUGACUGAAGAAUGGCCAGUAUGUAGACAGUAAAGUUUGGAAAUGCAUAUAACAAAAAGCAAGUGAGACAGUAGAGCCAGAUCGUAGUAUAAAUUAGAGAGUACAAUGUAGCAUAAUUGAAAGGGUAGAAAUAAGCCUGUUUGUUAAACAGUUUAAAUGUCACAAAAAGGAAUUUACAUUUUAUCUAGUUUUAAUAGGAUGCCACUAGAGAUUAUUUAGCUGAGCAACAACAUGAUCAGGGGUGCUUUUUAAGAAAAUAACAGAAAACUGAGUGGAGGGUGGAUUGGAAUAUGGAAAGACUUGAGGCAAGGAAAUCAAUGAGAAGAUUACAGAAAAUACAUUUUCACAUAGCUAAAAUGGGAAUUUAUUUUAUCUGACUGCAUAUUUUUGUCACAAGAAUUUUCUUUUUCAUUUUGGAAGAGAGAUAAUGGAAAUAGCAAAAUAGUUGCCAAAAGAAAAGAAAUAAAAUAGAGUGAUUAAAGCACUUAUUUAAAAAUGCACUCAAGACAACAAAAGAAAGACCAGAAAGAAGUGUUUCAUGGGACAGUUUUGAAAGCCAAAUAUUAUAUACUUAAAAUAAAAUACAACUUUAUAUAUUAGAAAAUCAUAGUUUUACAUACAAUGCUCUCUUGUAAUAUACAUUUAGGAAAGCAUUUUAAUUUUUUGUUUGCUAAGUUCUAAAUAAAAAUAAAGUAAAAAUUGCAUGAUAAAUUAAAAAAUUAAAACAAUACUAUUACAGAAACUCAGGCAAAAGGUGAUGAGUCUAAACUAGGGAACUGUGAAUGGAGAGAAUGGGAUACAUACAAAAGAUGUUGUAGAGAAAGAAAUUAUAAGAUUAGACAUUUGAUUAGAUAUGUAGAGUACAUCAGAGAGAGGAGUUAAAGAUGACACUGAGAUUUUGAACCUAAGUAAUUGAAAGGAUAUUGCUUUCCUCAGCUAUAAAAAGGAUAUUCAGAAAAGGUGAAGAUUUAGGGAAAAUGAUAAUGUGUUUUGUUUUGGAUCUUAAAGAAUCUGAGAUGAUUUCACAACAACAAGUUGGAAAAUCUAGAAUUGUCCAAGAAUCAGUUGAUAGUGUAGAACUGGAGCUCAGGAGAGGGACUAGGGCUGGAUAUAUAGAUUCAGGAGUAUGAAAAGACCUAAUCAUUAAACCUAUAGGAGUGGAUAAUAUUAUCAAGAUAAUACAGAGGGAAAAUAUAAGAGGAUCCAGGUCAGAGCCUUGGUGUGAUAUGGAAGAUGAACUGGCAAAGAAGACUUAUAAGGAGUGUUUAGAAAGGUAGAAAUUCUCUACAAUGAGAUGAGAACUGAAACUAUGAUUAGUGAGAUCUUCAAGUGAGAGAGUAUAUAAAGAAAAGAGAAGAUGGUCCAGAACAAAGCUGAUGGGGACAGUGACAGUUAAGAGACAAGACUAGGAAAAGGAUCUAGCCAAAGAAACUGAAAAAGAGUGACUAAAUAGGUUAAUGAGAAGGAAGGUGGUUAGUAGGGUUGUUUAAGAUAAACAUCAAAGAAGAAGAGAAAAAAAAGCCAUUAGACUUAACACUUAAAAGAUCAUUGUUAACUGUUGGUAGUUUCAGUUGGAUGAAGAAGCUGUAAGACAGAUUUGUAGAGGGUUUAGAAGAGAAUUAGAGGAGAGGAAAUGGAGUCACCAAGUACAGGAAACUUUUUAAAGAUUAAUUAAGUGGAUGAGAAAUAUAGGACAAUAGGUAGAAGUAAUGGUAGUAUCUAAUGAAUUUUUUUAGAUAGGAAAGGCUUGAAUUUCUGUAUACAGAAGGAAAGAGUCAACAGAUAGGGAGAGAUUGAAAAUUAGAAGGGAGAGUGUGAUAGUGAAAUAAUCUGCUAGAUAUUAUGUGAGGAGAUAGGACCAAUGGUCAAUAUAAAGGGAUUUGGCCUUGGCAAACAGAAGAGCCAUAUUAUCAUGGGAGACUGGAAUGAAGGAAAAGAUAGUGAGAGAGAUAUGAGAUAAAGAGGAAAAAAGAAGAGGGAGCUUUCAGUGAAUGGCCUCAAUUUUUUUUCAGUGACAUAUGAAGUGAAAAUCCUCAGCAGAGUGUUUUGAACAAUUGUUGAGUGAGUUAUAUAGGAAAUCACUUUGCUUCUGAGUACUGCCUCCACCAUUUUUUCCUUACUUCUAUCACUCCUCUUUUCCACCUCCCUCUUACUUCUCUAUAUUGAGCCAGUUCUGAUGAGAGUAGGGUUUAAGCAUUUCCCAUCGCAAUCCCCAUCUUCUCUUCUAUUGUAAUAGCUCUCUUGUGUUUCUUUAUGGGAAUUAAUUUAUCCCAUUCUGUCUCUUCCUUCCCUCUUCUUUCAGUGAAAUCCUCUUUUUUUACCCUUUAAUUUUUUAUAUGUCAUGUCAUCAUAGUCAACUUAUUCCCAUAUCCUCUAUAUAUACUCCUUCUAACUGCCCUCAUAAUGAUAAGUUUUUUUUUCUUAGAAGUAUCAGCUUCCUAUCUAGAAAUGUAGUUUAACCUUUUUGAAUCAUUCAAGCUUUCUCUUUCCUGUUUACCUUUUUAUGCUUCUGAUCAGCUUUAGUCUUUUCAUAAGGAAUUCUCAAAAAUCUUUUAUUUCAUUAAAUUACCAUUUUUCUCCUUGAACAAUUAUACUCAGCCCCACUGGGUAUAUGAUUCUUGGUUGUAAUCCCAGCACAUUUGCCCUCUAGAAUAUCAUAUUCCAUGGUCUUCAGUCCUUUCAUGCAGAAGCUAUUAAGUUCUGUGUAAUACUAAGUGGUUUGACAAUAUUUGAAAAUCUUCUUUCUGACUGCUUCCAGUAUUUUAUCUGUAACCUAGGGGCUCUGGGAUUUGGCUAUAAUAUUCCUGGAAGUUUUUAUUUGGGGAUCACUUUUAGGAGGUGAUUGGUGGACUCUUUCUUUUCUUUAUUUUUUCAAACCUUUACCUUCCAUCUUAGAAUCAAUACUAAGCAUUGAUUCCAAGGUAGAAGAGUGGUAAGGGCUAGGCAAAUGGAGAUAAGUGACUUGCCCAAGAUCACACAAAUAGUAAGAAUCUAAGGCCAUGUUUGAAGCAAGGUCCUCGUAACUCCAAGCCUGUCUCUCAAUCCACUGAAUUACCUAACUGCCCUAAAUUCUUUCCAUUUCCAUUUUCCCCUCUGUUUCUAGAAUAUAUCAGCUUAAUUUUCCCUAGUAAUUUGUUUUAAUAUGAUGUUUUUGACUGGAAAAAAACACAGAACUAUUAAAUAGUAAGAAAAACCACUCUUUAAUUAAAGAAAGGAGUUUAGUACUAAAAUUAGGCCUCCUUGCAGAGCUGUGCACUAUCAACCCACACAGAGUUCCAGACUCUGGCAGCUCUAGUCACCAAACUCCUGGGAGUGCCACCUCACUAGAUGACAACUCCAAAGAGCCACUAAAGUAGGAAGCUUAAAUACCUUUCUAGGGGAACAUGAGGACUGAGGAUGAAAGGGAUAACUGAUUGACUUUACAGUGGUAACAAAGGAAAAAUAAGGAGUCCUAGACAGGAAUAACAGUGAGGGACUGAUGCUUUACAAUCGACACAAAAGGGAAAGAUCCAGCCAAGGACUGGGCUACCUAGGCAAACGACUUUGGACUAAUGGAAGAAACCAUUGGGACAAAAAAGAUAAUUAACACUUGAUGGGAUUAGACCUCCCCACCUGAACUACUUUAAGGUCUAUUGUUAGUCUGAGACUCUAAGGAUGGACUUUCCCCUCAAGGAGAAGCUCUCAUGUAAUAAGGGUCAAAUUUGGGGCUUUUCACCUUUAAGCUAACUAAAUUGGGGGUCAUCAAAUCUUACUAGGCUACAAGUUUGGGGACUUUUAGAAUCCACACUGACAAUGUCUAGACUUCUUUUUUGAUCACAGCUUACAGGUAGCCCAAUAAUUCUUAAAUGAUCUAUCCUGAUCUACUUUCUAGGUCAAUUGUUUUUCCAAUGAGAUACUUGACAUUUUCUUCAAUUUAUUUUCAUUUUUUUAAUUAGUUUUGUUGUUUCUUUUUUUAAAUUCUUACUUUCUGUCUUAGAAUUGAUACUAAGUAUUGAUUCUAAGGCAGAAGAGUGGUAUGGGCUAAACAAUUGGAGUUAAGUAACUUACAUAGGGUCACACAGUUAGAAAGUGUCAGAAACCAGACUUAACAAAUGGUCCUCUCAACCCUCUGUUUUAUGCUCUAUUCACUGUGCUACUUUGCUGACCUUUAUUGUUUCUUGCUGUUUCAUGGAGUCAUUAGCUUCCAUUUGCCCAACUCUAAUUUUUAAGGAAUCAUUAUCUUCAGUGAGCAUUUGUAUUUCAUUUUCUGUUUGACCAAUUCUACUUCUUAAGAAAUUCUUUUCUUCUUAGGAUUUUUGUAAUUUUUUUUUCCAUUUGGCCAAUUCUUUUUUAAAAGAAAUUCAUUUUAAUGGAUUUUUAUGCCUCUUUUACCAUUUGACCUAUUCUACUUUUUAAUGUGUUAUUUUCUUUAGCAUGUUGGUGCCUGCUUAAUCAAUCUGUUGACUCUUGUAUUACUUUCAUUUCUUUUCUCCAAUUUUCCUCUUUCUUUCUUAUUUCACUUUUAAAAUGCCUUUUGAUAUUUCCUGGGUCCUAAGACCAAUUCCCAUUUUUCUUUGAGGUUUUUCAUUUAGCUGCUUUGACCUUAUUGUCUUCUUCUGAAUUCAUGCCUUGCUCUUCCUCAUCUCUAAAAUAAUUUUGCAUGGUCUUUUUCUUUACUUUUUUCUCUAUUGAAGUUGAGCUCUGUUUCUGGAGUGGAGUGUCAUUUGUGCUGCUACCCUUAGAGCUGGUUCUGGAUGUCUUUGAGGGGUAUAUUUGGGAGUGCCUUGUUGCUGGAUUAUGAGUGAGCAGGAGGGGUGGUGGGGAACCUCACUCUUGUACCCAGGCUAGACUGCAAGCUUGCUAAUUAGAGCAAAGUUAUACACUAGACUGUGCUUCCCUUCUGAACCUUGUGAAAGAGAAACUUUCUGCAAGAUCACCAAGUAAUAUGGAUAUGAAAAGUUGUUUUACCCCAUCUCUUUGUUGGUUCUAUAACUCUAAAUUUCAUUUUGAGGCUUUAUUUUAAUGUUGUUUGGAGGGGUUUGGGGGAGUGUCUAGAAUUCCCGACACUACUGUACCAUUUUUAGCUCUCUCCUCUCCAUAUGCUCUCCACCAAUUCAGACCCUUUUUUGAAAUCCUUUUAUAGGAGAAGUAGGAUUGCCUUGCUAAAAUGAGGGUACAAUUUAGUCUAACUAGAGUAAACUUGUAGUGGAUUCAGUCAAUAAAAUUUCAUGAUUUCCUCUACAUAUGUUCAACACCACCUGAAUAGGAGCAAAAGAAAUGGAUGGUGGAAGUAAUCUAGGGUUGGAAUUGCAUCAUUGACAAUGAAGAAGGAAUGAAAAAUUUAAUAAUAGAGGAUCGUGCACAGCCGAAUUUGUUCACCAGGGAUUAUGAUUGAUUAGGAAAAAGUAUAAUCAGAUCAGGGGUAAUGGUCUGAGAUAGUUGAGAGAUAAAGAACUAGAAGCCAUGGUGAAAACAAUUUAGGAAGAGCAAGGCAGAGAGAAAGGGAAAAAAGAAAAUUCAGCGUUCUUGAACCUGAAGAUGAAGUAGGUUGUGGAAGAUAGAGGAGGAACAAACAUUUAAUAAGUAUCUGCUGUGGUGCCAGGAACUGAUCUACGUGUUUUAUAGAAAUUACUUCCUUUGAUCCUUUGAUGAGUCCAUAUGAGAAUAUAUGAAUUUAAUAUAAAUUGUACCCACUUAUUCCAUUUGAAAACUUGCUUUGAUUAAUAAUAUCCCUAUGUGACAGGGGGCAUGUCCAGAAGUCAGGACUCAGACCAAGACUGAGGUCAAAUCUCUUCAACAAAAGAAUCCCAUGAGGAGUGUCAGAAACAGAUUUUAUAAGAGAGGAGAUAGAGGAAGCCCACUGUCUCUGGCUGGAUUCUCAUCACUCUCCCUUCUCUGGAAUCCUUAAUGCUUGGCACUCACUUGACUUUGACCUCAGCUUCUUGCAGACAAGCCCCUCAAACUGGUGCAACAUGGAAGGAGUUUUUAGUUACGAGCAGAUAGGUGAUUCUAUUCUCUCUCUCUCUUUCUCUCUCUCUCUCUCUCUCUCUCUCUCUCUCUCUCUCUCUCUCUCUCUCUCUCUCUCUCUCUCUCUCUCUUCCCCCCUAACUUUUAAUAAUAAAUAACUAAAUUAAUAUGCAGACUACAGAGAAUUUUAAUCAUAACAUGAGGUAAAUGUCAUUAUUAUUCCCAUUUUAUGGUUUGUGAAGACUGAGGCAGACAAAGGUUAAGUAACUUACCUAGAGUCACACAGUGGAGUAUGUGAUUACAAGGCUAUAUUUGAACUCAAUUAUUCCUGUCUCUAGACCCAGCACUUUAUUCACUGUGCUAUCUACCAUAUAUUUAUUGAGUUGGAAGUAGAACAAUUAUGAGUAAUGGCAAAAUUAAGAAUGUGACCAUCAUAAAAAACGAGUUGAUUGAGAAACUGGGAAGUUAGAGUAUUUGAGGUGAUGAAGAAUUGGGGGCAAUCUGAUCAAAUUUAUGAAUAAAAGUAUUAUUUUAUAGUAAAUAUGAAGGAAAUAUUGGAAGAAGAAAUGAUGUAGAAAGACCUGUCAUUAGGAUUAGUCCAUUUAGGUGGCAAUGAGAAUCCAUACAAUUUGGUAGCAGUGGGUCAUUUCCUGAAUUAACUGAAACCACCCCUGCCCAUAGACUUCUCUGCCUCCUCCCUCUUUCUUCUGGUUAGAUCAAAAGAUCUAUCUAUGGUUAAUGGGCCUUAAUUUUUUCAUCCCAUGUUGACAAGUAUAUACUUGUUGAUUAUAAAAAAAACAGUUAUGAUGUUUGUUUUUGACACAAGGUUAAGAAAGAGUGAGCAAUGUCCCAGUAGCAUGGAAAUUUAGGCACAGUAGACUGUGUGCCCAAAUUAAGCAUUUGUCAUGAUCCAAAGUUGCUAACCCUCCCUUACUCAAAAUGUUUUUUUAAAAAUAUUGAUUUACCAAGUUUGGACUGCACUGUGGAAUACACAUUUUGGCAAGGUAGCUAAAGGAUCAUCUAUGUUGCCUUCUAAAUUCUGAAAAGUGGACCCUAAAAAUGCAAACCAAUCAACAAAUUAUUCUUGAGCGCCUAUUGUGCCCAAGGUCUUUUGCUAGGUGCUAUUAAAUAAUUAAUUCAUAUACGUGCAUUUAUGGAGUGUUUACUAUGUGUUAGGUUCUGGAGAUACCAAUACAAAAAUAAAACAGUCUUCUGCCCUCAAGUGGCUCACAUUCACAAAGUCACAGAAAUGAAUUGAACCUUUCCUCUCUUGGAAUUUCUUCUGGCAAAAAGACAAGAAGGGAAGCUAGGUAGCUAAAUGGAUAGAGAUCCAUGCCUGGAAUUGGGAAGUCAUGGGUUCAAGUCUGGCCUCAAGAUACUCACUAGCUUUGUGACUCCAAGCAAGUCAUUUAAUCUUAGUUGCCAAGCCCUUAGCACUGUUCUUCCUUGGAACUGAUAUUAAGUAUUGAUUCUAAUACAGAAGGUAAGGGCUUAAGGGGGAAAAAAAGACAGAAAAAGAACAAUAGUAAUCCUUUAGAUCCUUAUGUAACUUCAUAGUAAUUAAAGAAUUUCACAGCAAUAAGUCCAUUUGACCCUUUCAAUGACACUGAAAAAUGUACUUUGACCCCCAUUUUACAGUAGAAAGCAAGGUAACCUAGGUACCAGGAGUGGUUUUGUAGUCAAGAAAUGCCAUAAGAAUUCAGAUGGAGAGCUUAUUGAGAUCUAAGAAAAACAGAAGAGGUUUGAUGUAGGAAGUGGCAUUACUAUAUAAAUAAGAAUUUGUUUUAUUCCCAUUGGUUGGAUAUGUUUCCAAAAUAUAUAACUGUGUAUCAGCCAGCAUCCUCGAUUUAUCAAAAUAUGACAUAAUAUGUUGGGUAAUUCAGGGUCCUGGGACCUGUGUUUGAAUCCCAACUCUACUCAUAUAUGUGUACUUUAAAAUUUUAAACCCUUGCUUUCUGUUCCAGUACAAUUAUAAGACAGAAGGGCAAGACAAACAGGAUUAAGUGACUUGCCUGGGGUCACACAACUAGAAAGUAAGUGGGGCCAGAUUUGAACCCCCGACUCCAGACCUGAUGAUCUCUCACUAUGACACCUAGCUACCCCAACCUGUGUACUUUCAAGUAAGUGAUUUCACCUUUCAAGCACUUAGUUUCCUCAUUUGUAGAAAAUGAGGGAGUUGGCUUAAAUAAUCUCUUAAAGUCUCUUCAAACUCUAAAUGCUAUAUAUGAGAUUAUCAGUGCCCAGAACUUCCACCAGAAUUCCCCCUUCCUACCCCCUUCAUUAUGCUAUGUCUACCCUCCUGCAGUACUCUCACUGCUUGGGAAAUAAACAAAGUCCUUAGGUUUCCAUAGCUGUCAAUCUGCCAUGUUUUAUGAGUGCUAAAUUCAUUGCUAAAGUAUUUUACAAGAAAUAACCAAACAAAAGCCAGUCUUUGAACAGAAGGUCAGAGUUUUGGAAAAGUUUUCCUGGGGCCAUGGAGUUAAUGCUGGGUGUCAAGUUCAUUUUAAGAGGGCUGGAUUUUUCCCUUUGGGAGAACAGUAGUUGUUUCCACCUACUAGUGUCAUAUGGGAUCCUGGAAAGCAGAGACUGGAUAUUGUUGGCUAGGCUAAGUCAGAUGCCUCAUUUUUCAGUUGAGUCAGAUUUCCGGGUGGGGUUCCACUUUGGAGUAAAGGCAUGGGAGUGAAUCUAGGACAGUGCUUUCUUUGCUUUCUCCCAGGUGAGUCUGAAAGGUAGGAAAACUUGUUAGUAAUCAUCUGACUGGGAGGGCAGUAUUGGUAGGAGAUGGGUAUACCAGCUUUGGAUAAUUCUAAAGAUGACUAUUGUCCUCUAGAUCCCAGAAUCUUCGAGUUGGAAGGGACCAUAGAAGUUAUAUAAUCCAAUGUCCUCAUUUUGCAAAAUUAGCCAUCAGUCUCCCCAUAGACAUCCCUGAGCUCAGAGAAAGGAAAUGAUUUUUGUGAUUUAUACAACUAAGUUGGUGGUAGAACUAAGUAUCCUGAUUCUUAGUCUCAUGCUCUUUCUACCAUGUGCUAGCUUGCCUCAGUUUAUAAUAUGUGACUCUAUUAGAAAUAUGCAUACAUACAUUGUAUACAUAUAGACUUAUAUAUGAAAUGCGUGUGUAGUAUGUUUACAGAGAUCAUACAUGACAUGAUACAGUACAUGUAUAUGGAUGCACGCACAUUUAUAUAUAUACACAUGCUUUCAUAUAUAUAUAUAUACACACAUGCAUGACAGAUACACACUGUAGAAAAUGAAGUCGGUUAGCAGAAGUUUAUGCAGAUAUGAACAUGUAGAUAGGUUUGUAAAGUUGUGUAUACAUGUGUAUAUGUAUAUACAUACAUAUGUUUAUAGAUUUACUUUACAUUUUAGUUAUAUGUGAUAUAGAUAUAUUUAAUUAUAUACAUAAUU
This is a messenger RNA of Monodelphis domestica (gray short-tailed opossum), 14577 nucleotides long. RefSeq names its product astrotactin 2 (gene ASTN2). Gene Ontology annotation, cellular component: membrane; endosome. The record is from RefSeq and is a predicted model, not a curated record. Gene Ontology annotation, molecular function: inositol 1,3,4,5 tetrakisphosphate binding; protein binding. Gene Ontology annotation, biological process: neuron migration; neuron cell-cell adhesion. Lineage: Eukaryota; Metazoa; Chordata; Mammalia; Didelphimorphia; Didelphidae.